Messenger RNA from Ricinus communis (castor bean), 760 nucleotides. Its product is annotated as VQ motif-containing protein 17-like. Gene Ontology annotation, cellular component: nucleus. Bases 87 to 602 code for a protein of 171 amino acids. The transcript has a single exon. The record is from RefSeq and is a predicted model, not a curated record. NCBI's taxonomy places the organism in Eukaryota, Viridiplantae, Streptophyta, Magnoliopsida, Malpighiales, Euphorbiaceae.
UUUAAUGCCGGUAUACUUUAAAAAAACCUUACAAAGCACCUUCUAUAUAAUUUCCUCUCUUAUCUUCCUCUCACUGUAAUUAUAUCAUGGAAGAUAUAACAAGGCCAAAGUACUCAUGUAACCCUACUUCAGCUCCUACUUCAAAGCUAACCAUGCACAAAGAUUCACAUGUAAUAUCCAAACUCAAGCCUAAGGUCCGCAUAAUUCAUAUAUUUGCACCAGAAAUCAUCAAGACUGAUGUUGAAAAUUUCAGAGAGCUUGUUCAAAGGCUCACUGGCAAGCCCGGUGAUAAUCGAGAUCAUGAAAGCAGUAACAAAGGCAGCAGUGGCAUGAAGAAGAACAAGAAAACAAGAAGCUCUUCAAUCUGCAAUAAGCUGAUGAAGAAGAAGAAGAGUACUAGUUUCUCCAUGCAAUUGGAAGAUUAUGGGAUAUCUAGUUUGAUUCAAGAAGAUAAAGUUAAAAUGGAGGAAGAAAAUGAGAUAUGGGGAAGUAAUGGUGAGAAUUCAAAUGAAUUCUUUGAUGGGUUUUCAGAUUUUAAUGGUUUUAUACAUGGUUUGAGUGACAAUGUUUCAUUAGCAACCCCACUGUCUUCUCACCUGUAAUUGCUUGGAGACAUGCACUUAGCUUGACAACAUAAAAUUAAGCUUGAAUUGGUUAUAAUUAGUUAAGGUAGCUUUCUAGGGUUUGUUUCUUGAUUUAUAUUUUGUGUUUUGACUUUGUUUUACAGCAGUAUAUGAGAGAAUAUGGCUUCUUUUCUUAA